Molecule: messenger RNA, 1598 nt
Organism: Alligator mississippiensis (American alligator)
Lineage: Eukaryota; Metazoa; Chordata; Crocodylia; Alligatoridae
Gene: TMEM176B
Product: transmembrane protein 176B
Exons: 7
Coding region: 289-1080 (263 amino acids)
Cellular component (GO): membrane
Source: RefSeq, a predicted model, not a curated record
CUUUAAGAUCAAAAUUUUCCAGACACAGCCUGUGGCAGGGUAGGGGUUAAAAGCUGAGCGGGGCCAGCUAGUCAGGUGACCAGAAGGGGGCGGGCUAGAGCUAUAAAAACCCGGGGCUUGCGAGCAGUAAGGGGCAGCAGCCAAAGGGGAAGGAGUGUGCGGGAGCGCUCCAGAAAGAGGCUUGGCUUGGCUUGGCUGCUGGUCCGACUGCUGUGAGAAGGGAACUGCUGUGCCCCGGGGAGGAGCGUCGCAGGCAGGGGGAAGCAGAAGCACCAAGCCACGAAGAAAAUGAGCACGAUGCCCACCACCGUGGUGCGGGUGAGUGGCCUGGAGGUGUCGGCGGCAGGCGCGGACCACCCCAUCGUCCAUGUCCACGUCAGCCAUGAGUCGUGGCUGCACUACCUGGUCAAGGCGCUGCGGGCCGUGCGGCUGGACCAGGUCAAGGCCUGGCUGGCCCCUGGCCCAGGCCCUGCCCGCAGCUGCUGCGUCCGGGAGAUGAAGGCGCUGGGGGUGGCCCAGAUCGUGCUGGGCGUCAUGUGCGUGGCGCUGGGCGUGGCGCUCCGCUUUGGGCCCUACACAACGGUGAUCUGGCUGCAGUCCCCAUUCUGGACAGGGGCUCUGUUCGUGGGCUUGGGUGCGCUCUGCGUCCUGUGCAGGAGACACGGCACAGGCUGCUUGCUCUUCCUGACAGCCUGCCUGGCCCUGGCUAGCGUGGUAGGGGCGACUGUGGCCGUGGUGUGUGGGGGGAUCGAGGUGGUGUGGUCACGUGGGAACACGGGCACCCGGUGCAGCAAGUUUUCUUUUGACGGCUCGUACACGGAUGGCUGGACGUGGUGGGAGUGCCAGGAGGUGCUGCAGAUGAAGAACCUGUUCCUGGGCAUCCGGGUGCUGCUGUUGGUGACCACGGCCAGCGCCCUCGUCAUUGCCGCCUGCUGCCUCGUCUGCACCUGCCAGAUCCUCUGUUGCCGGACACAGGACCAGGCGGAGUCCGCGGCGGGUGCGGAGCCGCUGGUGAUCUCAGCGCCCACAGCCCAGGCCCAGCCCCAGCCAGACAAGGAGACGUGUGUGGACAGCGCCUGAGCCAGCUACGACCCCGGGCUCUCUCCUGCACCUCAUCUUGCCCUGCGCCCAGCCUGGAGGCCGGGGAGCCCGUCUCUAGCACUGCCACAGCUGCGCUCCCCUCUCCCUGGCUGCGGCCGCAUUGGGGCCUUUCGCUUGCAGCCUCCUGUCCCACCCUAGUCCCAACAGAGCUCCACGGUGCAGGGCUGUUUGCUGCCAACAGGUCUGUGGAUGCUGGGGGGGCCGUGCAUCCUGCACCUUGCCCCUAAAACAGCCCUCGCCCACCCCCAGACUGUCCCAGGCCCUGGCCGCGGGUGCUUUCCAGUGCCCACCACAGGGCUGCCCCGGCUCCCAGCCCUGACCCAGCCCCACGCUGGCUUCUACCCUUGGGCCAGUCUGUCCCCACAUCUCGCAGCACUCACUUUGCACCAGGCAGCAUCCAGCCACCCCGAGCAGCCUUGCACGCAAGUCGGCUCGUGCACCAAGCUCAGUGGUGACAAAGAGCAGCACAAGCAGAAUAAAGUGAGCAGGGAGACUUA